Lolium rigidum is the source of this 1021-nucleotide messenger RNA. Its product is annotated as transcription factor JUNGBRUNNEN 1-like. Gene Ontology annotation, biological process: regulation of DNA-templated transcription. NCBI's taxonomy places the organism in Eukaryota, Viridiplantae, Streptophyta, Magnoliopsida, Poales, Poaceae. The transcript has 3 exons. Gene Ontology annotation, molecular function: DNA binding. The record is from RefSeq and is a predicted model, not a curated record. Bases 29 to 1021 code for a protein of 330 amino acids.
UUGAUCGAUCGAUCGGAGAAGAAGAGCGAUGGGAAAGGUGAUGGAGAGUGAUGACUACCAUGGAGCUGUGGUCGAGGGGAAAGUGGUUGUAGGAGAAAGGGAGGAGGAGCAGCUUCUGGAGGAAGAAGAACAAGACGAUGACGAGCUGGUACUACCUGGUUUCCGAUUUCACCCCACAGACGAGGAGCUCGUAACGUUCUAUCUCCGGCGGAAGGUGGGCGGGAAGCGCCUGAGCAUAGAGAUCAUCAAGGAGUUGGACAUCUAUAAGCAUGAGCCCUCUGACUUGCCAAAGGCGAACAUGGUUGCAGGCGACAAGGAAUGGUACUUCUUCUGCCUUCGGGGUAGGAAGUACCGGAACAGCGUCCGGCCGAACAGGGUCACCGGCGCCGGUUUCUGGAAGGCCACAGGCAUCGACCGGCCAAUCAAUGCCGGCGGCGUGUGCGUCGGCCUCAAGAAAUCCCUCGUCUAUUACCGCGGCAGCGCCGGCAAGGGCACCAAGACGGAGUGGAUGAUGCACGAAUUCCGCCUCCCGCCGCGCCCCGACGUCUCCCCCGCGCACUCCUCGCCGUGCUUCCAAGAAGCGGAGGUGUGGACCAUCUGCCGGAUCUUCAAGAGGACUAUCACCUACAAGAGGCACCCGCAGCAGCAGGUCACCGGCAGGGUGGCUGCCGCCGUUGCGCCGCAGCCGGAAUCGAGCUCCGUCACCGGCUCCUGCAGCCUCGAGUCGGCGUGCACCGGGGAGUACGAGUACGGGUACAUGAACUGCCCGCAGGUGGCGCCGUCGCAGAUUCCGGACGCUGCGAACAACGUGACAAGUGUCUACAACGACCAGAAUUUCCAGGGGCUUCAACAUUGGAGCAACACCGAGGUGCAUCCGAUGGCCACGCAGCCUCAGCCGGCGAUGGACUCGUUGAGCGUUCCCAGCUCACCAGGGGCGGCGAACGAUGCUUACUGGGAUGAUAUUGGAAGGAUGGUGAUGGAACUCACUGAUCCCACUGUGUUGUAUGAUUGUAGAUAUUAA